AUGUCCUGCGCGCUGCGCUUGCCAACUAUACGUGUUGUUACAAAGCAAGCAAAUAUCGAACUUAGAGCAACAGCAUCGUUAAAUAUCGACCCCCCGGACGGUGCGCGAAACAUCAAGGACGCCAAAGAUCUCCUAUCAGCAGUCUCAAAUUCCUACCUAUGGAUUUCUCGCGCCGGGUCUUGUUGUAUCGAGGUAUCCUUUGCCAUUGAAGGCCGUCCUGUCUCAGAAUGUGAUCAUCUCGAGGGGGUCGCUGAAACGAUCAAUAGUUCCAAGAUUUGGGAUCGCCUAGGUGUCCAUCUCGAGUAUAAUAGAUCAACAGCCCCAUCAUUGCCUGGCCUUUUGUCCUUCUCAAUCCAACAUCCGGAUCUCUCGUCAGCUCUCGUCGCUCCAGCAUCGGCAUGGACGACUCCAUUUCAAAGUUUGCUGAUAACAAUCGAUGUUUGCCGGCUCGACAAGCGACAAAGACCAUCCGAAAAAGCCUCUCGAGCACGCAAGCGGCAGAAAAGGACGAGAAAAGCAGGGGAAAGAGCUGCGUUGCCCUCAGGGGACUUGUUGGAGAGUCUGGAGUCAACUGAUCAAGAUGCUAUCGAGACCUUUAUAUCCAGUCUAAACAUCCCACCGAACUGCGACAAAAUAAAACUUGCGGAAGCAAAUAGCAGGACCGAGAGUGCCACUUGUGCAGAAGUACUAGAGGAUCUGCACUCAUCAGCCUUGGUAGAUAUCCUUCUUGAGCAAUUGACCUUAGCUACGGAGAAAACAUACAAAGGUUGUCAGGUUUGGGGUUGCGGACCCGACUACUGUCUUACGAAACUGGCACCUGGUGUUUUCCAUGUACCAUUUCUCAAGAGUGUAUCAGAUCGCGCUCAGCUACUUCCGGUCAUUGCCAUGUCUCUUGCGCGCAUGCAACUUGCCGAAUCUCCCGGAAUUAGACAAAAGGUAGCUGCCUUAACACCAAGUGACGAGACUGUUUCGCGCUCGCAUAACGAAUUAGGAGACUCCAUGAGUAGCAUAGAAAGGAGAGCUUGGGAAAUUCUUCUUGAGCAUAUUCAAAUACCCUCACUUGCCAAGAAAAGAAAGGGCAAGAGAUCAAUGCCAUCUACUGUGACCCCAUACGCAACAAGUUCAGAGACACUUAUCACAAAUGAACAGCCAGUCACAACAAUGGGGAACCGCUUGCCAGAAACAAGCGCCUACGCCAAGCAGGAGAGUCAGGAGAGCACGAUAAUGAGUGUGAGCUGGAAUGUUAUGGCCGGUUCAUCAACAUAUGUAAAGUAUGAACAUUCAGAAGGGAACCUAUGCGACUUUGAGACGCUGGACCAGUGGCUGAGUUGCAAUCAUGGGACAUAA
Molecule: messenger RNA, 1347 nt
Organism: Fusarium poae
Lineage: Eukaryota; Fungi; Ascomycota; Sordariomycetes; Hypocreales; Nectriaceae
Exons: 3
Coding region: 1-1347 (448 amino acids)
Source: RefSeq, a predicted model, not a curated record